Molecule: messenger RNA, 1832 nt
Organism: Pseudoliparis swirei
Lineage: Eukaryota; Metazoa; Chordata; Actinopteri; Perciformes; Liparidae
Gene: mvda
Product: mevalonate (diphospho) decarboxylase a
Exons: 10
Coding region: 87-1295 (402 amino acids)
Biological process (GO): isoprenoid biosynthetic process; isopentenyl diphosphate biosynthetic process, mevalonate pathway
Cellular component (GO): cytosol
Molecular function (GO): diphosphomevalonate decarboxylase activity; ATP binding
Source: RefSeq, a predicted model, not a curated record
ACACGAGAGGAUCCUGGUAAAGUAUACUUCAAAGUAUACAGGUACAAUCUUAUAUAUAUUACAAACGUCUGUUUACAUAAAGAGCCAUGCCUGGGAAUAGGAUGGAUAAAUCAAAGACAGUUACAUGCACCGCUCCUGUGAACAUAGCUGUCAUCAAAUACUGGGGGAAGCGAAAUGAAGAAUUAAUUCUCCCCAUUAACUCCUCGUUGAGCGUCACGUUGCAUCAAGACCAGCUGAAAACUACCACAACAGUUGCAACCAGCAGCUCAUUUCUGGAAGAUCGAAUAUGGCUAAAUGGCAAAGAGGAGGACAUAACCCAUCCUCGACUACAGUCCUGUCUAAGAGAGAUUCGACGACUUGCAAGGAAGAGGCGUAAUGACGGGCACCCUGCUUUGGAUUCAAUGGGUUUCUCUCACAAAGUCCACAUCUGCUCUGUUAACGACUUCCCCACUGCUGCCGGGCUCGCCUCCUCUGCUGCUGGAUUCGCUUGUCUAGUCUACACUCUUUCCCGCGUGUUUGACGUGGAGGGGGAGUUGUCUGGGAUUGCUCGACAAGGCUCUGGGAGCGCAUGCCGUAGUAUGUAUGGGGGGUUUGUCCAGUGGAUCAUGGGACAGCGAGACGAUGGCAAGGACAGUCUAGCCCAACAGGUGGCCCCAGAGACUCAUUGGCCUGAGCUCAGAGUCCUCGUAUUAGUGGCCAGUGCUGAGAAGAAGCCAGUGGGCAGCACUUCUGGGAUGCAAACCAGUGUAGAAACAAGCCGUCUCUUAAAGCACCGGGCUGAGUCUGUGGUCCCGGGCCGGAUGGUAGAGAUGAUUGAAGCCGUGCAAACGAAGGACUUUGCUGCAUUUGCUGAGCUAACCAUGAAGGACAGUAACCAGUUCCAUGCUACCUGCCUUGACACAUACCCACCUAUCUUCUACCUCAGCAGUGUGUCUCAACAGGUCAUCAGCUUGGUGCAUCGGUAUAACAGACACUACGGGGAGACGAGGGUGGCCUACACGUUUGACGCUGGUCCCAACGCUGUGAUCUACAUGCUCCAGCAGCAUGUUCCUGAGUUUGUUCAGGCAGUUCAACAUUUCUUCCCCCCAGAGAGCAAUGGAGGACAGUUUGUAAAGGGUCUUCCAGUUAAUCAUGUAGCUCUGUCGGAGGAGCUGAGACGGAGUAUUGGUCAAGAGCCAUUACCAAAGGGAAUAAGCUACGUUAUUAGUACUAAGGUUGGACCAGGCCCCUGUGUUGUGGAGGAUCCCACUCAGCAUCUACUCGGAUCUGAUGGGUUGCCGAAGGAAACUGUGUGAUGGCCUGCAGCCAAAAAAUUGACAAAGUUCCAGGAAGCAAUAAUGAAGCCAACUCUGCAGAGCUAAAAAUGUGCAUUCGUCAUAAAGAUCCAAAUCUUUACAAAUCCCAUGCAACACCACACCUUCCUUACCAUUGUGGAAUGUGAAUAAGUCUCUCUUCAUUAUCAAAUGGUAAUAACCUCCCUAUCUCUUAAUUGGUCAUUUCUCAGUAUAUAUCUACAGAUGUAUAGAUGUUUUAGAGGUGUUUCCCUCACUGAUUCAGUCGUAGACGCCCUGGACUAGUAAAGACAUGGACACACUGGCAUUGCUCAAGGGCACUGUCUGUGUGCUCUUGAGCAACAAACUGAACCAUGAAUUCAGUUCAGUACUGCAGCUGACCUUGUGUGCUCUGUCCAUGCUUGUGCCUUUGAGAAUUUUAAAUGAACUCUAUAAUUAUGUUUUCUUUGUAAUCUUGCGAAAACCUAAUUUCAGGCCUACGUUAAAUACUUAAUGUCAAUUGUAUUCUGUAAAAUUAAUUAAAAUGUAUUUUUGUCAAUA